Messenger RNA from Trametes versicolor FP-101664 SS1, 981 nucleotides. RefSeq names its product mitochondrial 50S ribosomal protein L3. Gene Ontology annotation, molecular function: structural constituent of ribosome. Gene Ontology annotation, biological process: translation. Gene Ontology annotation, cellular component: mitochondrial large ribosomal subunit; ribosome. The transcript is spliced from 5 exons. Lineage: Eukaryota; Fungi; Basidiomycota; Agaricomycetes; Polyporales; Polyporaceae. Bases 6 to 953 code for a protein of 315 amino acids. The record is from RefSeq and is a predicted model, not a curated record.
CCGCCAUGCUCAGGCUGUGGUCCUUUGGGACACGCCCCGUCUUCCCUCGAUGUAGGGCAUUCCACUCUACUGUGGUCAGCAACGCAACUGCGGAAGCUGAAUCUUCGUCGGCGUCGACGAGCACUUGGACUCCAACCUCGGUGCGGACAGGCCUCAUCGCGCGCAAACGCGGUAUGACGGUGAUGUGGGACAACCACGGAGUGAGGUUCCCGGUCACAGUCCUUCAGCUGGAGAACUGCCAGGUUACCGCGAACAUCAAGACCGUCCGGGACGACCAGUCUGAAUACCACGCAGUCCAAGUGGCCGCUUCGGACAGGCCCUUGAAGAACACCACCAAGCAGAUGCUCGGCCACUUCUCCAAGGCUGGUGUUCCUCCCAAGCGUAUUGUGAAGGAGUUCCCUGUGACCCCAGACGCGCAUGUGCCAAUCGGCACCACUCUAUCUGCCGUCCACUUCGUUCCCGGCCAGUUUGUUGAUGUGAUUGCCAAGUCACUUGGGAAAGGUUUCCAGGGUACUAUGAAGAGGUGGAACUUCAAGGGUCUGCGCGCUAGUCACGGUGUGUCCGUUUCACAUCGUGCUGCAGGUUCCAUUGGUGCCCAUCAAGAUCCCGGUCGUGUCUGGCCCGGAAAGAAGAUGGCUGGCAGAUUGGGUGGCGAGCGCAUCACUACUCAGAACCUUACUGUCGUACGCGUCGACUCCGACCUGGAGCUCAUCUACGUACGCGGCUGCGUACCUGGCAUUGAUGACGCUCAGGUCAUGAUCCGGGACGCGAAGAAGAAGAUGACGCAGCUUGCGCACCACAACAGCGCGAAGGGUCAAUUCGAAAAGGUCCUUCCGAAGGGCCUCGUCAAGCUACCCUUCCCUGCAGGCACGAAGGAGCUUGCCCAGGCGUUGCCGCCAGUUAUCGUAGCGCCCUCUGCUCGUGUUAGCGACCCGUUCGUUCCUAGGGAAUAGAUGGCUUCGCUUUUUGUCCCCCUCUCAC